UUUUGAAUAUUUGGGUUAAUUCAGUGGACUGGCUUCAACCUUCCAGAAUCUGGAUUAUAGGAACUGAAUUAUGAUUGGUGGCAGUUAUAAAUUCCUUGCAGGCUACUUUUGAUUUCUUUGUAUCCCUGAAUGGGAAACUGUGUGGGUUGGGUCUAAAAUCGUUAAUUUUGAAGGUGGAGCUUUUCAACAAUGUUGGCUGAUGAGACCCCUGAGUUCUUAACGUAAACUACUGGAGGAGAGCAAACAGUAGUAUGUCUGAAAGUGUCCGCUCCAUUUGAAAGUCCGUGAGAAGGAAGCGGCCAGAAGUGAAAGUGCACUACGGACAUGAGAAGUACCUGGUCAUGCUGUCCAUGCAACAGUUUUCCUCAUUGAACUCUGAACAACAAUGUUCACAAGUUGGCUUCACUAACGGGGUGUUGGGGACAGAUGAGGACAAUAUGGGGGACGUUUGCUCUCAAAAGCUGGGAUCAGUCAGGUACCUCCGACUGCUGCUCGUCAUCCUGAUGCCCUGUACGUGCGCCCUUCUCUGCUUGCUGCUUAUCUGCUUGGCACUUAACGGUACAAUAGGAAAUGGUGUUCUGCAGUCUGGGGAGACGCACCCCCUUCCCGCCAGCAAAGAGGCCCCUGGGACAGAUCUGCCCCUCACAGGCUUCAGCUUGGGGCCACAGGCCUCUCCCGCUGGGCCGGAUCGCAGCACCCGUGACCCCAUCACCCAGGGCAUGGGUCACCUGAAGCCUCGCUCCCGGAACUCCAGCAGCCCCACAUUCCGGCCCCCCACCCUCACUGCCACCCCCGAUGUCCCCACCACUGCUGUCCCCAGCUGGGUGACAUCACUGUCCACUCUCAGUCCACUGUGGUCAGACACAACACCGCAGGCAAUGGAUCUCAACAUGGAUAAGGACGUCUGUUCGGAUAUUAGCCAGAGCCAGUGCCACAUGCUGCCAUACAACCGGACCAGUGUGUUCUCCCGCAGAGUCAUCGUCAAGAGUGUCGAGGUGGACAUGUUCCUCAAGUUCUUCAGCUACCUGAACCGUCUCAGUUGCUACCGACACAUCAUGCUUUUUGGCUGCAGCCUGGCACUCCCAGAAUGUGUCACUGAGGGAGAAGAGAGGCGGCUGAUCUUCCCCUGCAUGUCGUUCUGCGAGGCAGCGCGGGACGGCUGUGAACCCGUCCUGCAGAUGUUCAAUGCCUCCUGGCCUGACUUCCUCCGCUGCUCACAGUUCAGCAACCAGUCUGCAGCCGGAAACAGUGGCAGUGCUGUGUGCUACAGCCCGCGACACGUCAAGGGCAAGCCCUCACUCCACCUGGACUGUGGGGGUCCCCAAGGACUGAACAUGCGAGGAGCCCGAUGCAUGUCUGUCACUGGGUCUGUGUGCCUCUGUAGGUCUCUGUGCCGGAAUUCCAAGGAGCGCUGUGAGUCCGUGCUUGGAAUUGUGGGAUUGCAGUGGCCAGAGCACUCGGAUUGUGCCCAGUUCCCAGAGGAAGGACAGGAAAAUUCCACCUGUCUGCUCCCAGACCCGGACGUGGACGAAUGUUCUCCCAGCCACUUCAAGUGCCGGUCGGGAAGGUGUGUUCUGUCCUCCAAGAGGUGCGAUGGCCACUUGGAUUGUGAUGACGACAGUGAUGAGGAGAAUUGUGGAUGUAAGGAGAGAGGAUUGUGGGAAUGUCCCGGUAACAAAGCCUGCAUCAAGCACUCAAUGAUUUGUGACGGAUUCCCAGACUGCACUGACCUGGCUGAUGAGCGGAAUUGCUCUGUGUGCAGUGAUAACGAGCUUCCGUGCAAUAACCACAAGUGUGUGCAUCGCACGUUGUGGUGCGACGGCGUGAAGCACUGCUCUGACAGCUCAGACGAGUGGGACUGCGUGUCUCUGUCCAACACAUCCCUGUCGCUUCUGACGGUCCAUAAGACGGCGUCUGAGUACCAGGUCUGCGUAGAUGACUGGCACCCGGAGCUGAGCCGCCUGGCGUGCCAGCAGAUGGGUUUAGGUAUCCCCGCGGCCGUGGAGAUGGUGCCGGAGCAGGCUGGUCUGCUGGGCCGCAGGCGAUGGCUCCAUGUUCACCCUGACUGGACUCACAGGAAUGGGUCUGCGCUGCAGGCGAUGCUGGAGAAGCGAGGGCAUUCUUGUCAUUCGCGCAGAAGAGUAUCUCUCCGUUGUGCCAAAGAAGACUGCGGUCGGCGCCCUGCGGCGCGCAUGUCCAAGCGCAUCCUGGGCGGGAGGACCAGCCGGCCCGGCCGCUGGCCCUGGCAGUGCUCCCUGCAGAGCGACCCCAGUGGCCACAUAUGCGGCUGUGUGCUCAUCGGCCACAAGUGGGCGCUCACCGUGGCCCACUGUUUCGAAGGGCGAGAGAGUGCCGACGCAUGGAAGGUGGUGUUAGGCAUCAACAACCUGGACCAUCCAUCCCCCUUCAUGCAGACCAGGAAGGUUAAGAAGGUCAUUGUGCAUCCACGCUACAACCGUGCAGUGGUCGACUACGACAUCAGCGUGGUGGAGCUGGACCAGGAUGUAGAGGAGAGCAGCUACGUGCGGCCGGUGUGCCUCCCCCACCGAGACCAGCUUCCCCAGCCAGAUACCUACUGCUACAUCACUGGCUGGGGUCACAUGGGCAACAGGAGUGAGUUCCACCUGGCAGUGCAGCACCCGGCCCUUCGUACCUGCUUCUAAUGGGUCCUCAGGCCACACAUACCUGCCUCUAAUAGGUCCUCAGGCCACACAUACCUGCCUCUAAUGGGUUCCUUGGUCCACACGCACCUGCAACUAACGGAUUCCUCGCUCUAUACACGCCUACCGCUAUACGGUUCCUUGCUCCACACAUACCUGCCUCUAGCGGGU
Messenger RNA from Paramormyrops kingsleyae, 2831 nucleotides. NCBI's taxonomy places the organism in Eukaryota, Metazoa, Chordata, Actinopteri, Osteoglossiformes, Mormyridae. The record is from RefSeq and is a predicted model, not a curated record.